Molecule: messenger RNA, 1549 nt
Organism: Contarinia nasturtii (swede midge)
Lineage: Eukaryota; Metazoa; Arthropoda; Insecta; Diptera; Cecidomyiidae
Product: methionine aminopeptidase 1
Exons: 8
Coding region: 181-1317 (378 amino acids)
Biological process (GO): proteolysis
Molecular function (GO): metalloaminopeptidase activity
Source: RefSeq, a predicted model, not a curated record
CAUAACCUUAUCCUUCAAAGACAUUCGGAGGAAAGAAAGAUAAAACACAGCUGUAAGAUUCACUUUUUUCGGUCGUCUUUGCUUUUUUUCUGUAAAAAAGUUGACAUCUUUUCGGUAUAUUAGAAUUGCAUUGACUGUCUAUUACAUUCGAUAAAUAAUAAGAGCUAGUUGAAAAAAAAAAUGUCGACGGAAUAUUCGUGUACAACGCCGGAAUGUAAAAAAGCGGCGACAUUACAAUGUCCCACUUGUUUGAAAAUCGGAAUACAGGGAUCAUACUUUUGUGGUCAAGACUGCUUCAAAGGCUAUUGGAAAACACAUAAAAUCAUUCACAUGUUGGCCAAAGGACCGAGUGGUCUUGAAGCAAAAAAUGAUGAAUAUAGUCCUUGGCCGUACUAUACAUUCACUGGUAAACUGCGACCGUAUCCACAGACACCAAUGCGAAAAGUGCCAGAAACGAUUGGUCGGCCAGAUUAUGCUGAUCAUGCAGCUGGACGGAGUUUAAGCGAAGAAGCAUUUCGUGGAAAUACGACGAUUAAAGUGUUGGACGACGAUGAAAUUGAAGCGAUGCGCGUCUCGUGUCGCUUGGGCCGUGAAGUGCUUGACGAAGCGGCAAAAGCAAUUGAAGUUGGUGUAACCACCGAUGAAAUUGAUCGUAUCGUACACGAAGCGUGUAUCGAACGUGAUUGUUAUCCAAGCCCGUUAAAUUAUUACAAUUUCCCGAAAUCGUGCUGUACAUCUGUCAAUGAAGUUAUCUGUCAUGGUAUUCCGGACACAAGACCAUUGGUGGAUGGUGACAUUUGCAAUGUUGAUGUUACAGUUUAUCAUAGAGGUUUCCAUGGCGAUUUGAAUGAAACAUUUUUUGUUGGCAAUGUAGCCGAAAAACAUAAGAAUUUAGUAAAGGUUACGUAUGAAGCAUUACAAAAGGCCAUUGCUAUCGUGAAGCCAGGCGAAAGAUACCGUGAAAUCGGCAAUGUCAUUCAAAAGCAUGUACAAUCGUAUGGAUAUAGUGUGGUUAAGAGCUAUUGUGGUCAUGGUAUUCAUCGGCUAUUUCACACUGCACCAAAUGUCCCACAUUAUGCUAAAAAUAAUGCGGUCGGUGUUAUGAAAGCUGGAAAUGUAUUCACCAUUGAGCCAAUGAUAUCUGAAGGCACAUGGCGAGACAGACAGUGGCCAGAUAAUUGGACGGCCGUUACCCAGGAUGGUCUAUAUUCAGCCCAAUUCGAGCAAACCCUUUUGGUAACUGAGACUGGCUGUGACAUUUUAACCAAACGUCGAUCCAAUCCAGAGGGAAAUCCUUGGUUCAUGGACAAACUUUGAAUUCGAUAGAUAUCUUUCAUAAUAAACAUGAUUUUGUUUGUUAAUUUUUUGAGAGGUUCAUUUUGAGCGCAACAGAUGCAGACAAAAAAAUUGUCAUUUAUUCACCCAAAAAAAAAAAAAAAAAAGUUGAAGAUUUUUGUUAGGAUAUUGGGUUAUCGUGCGGUACAUAUCUCUUUUCCAUCCGCUCAUGAAUUGAAAUUAAAUUUCAUUGAUUUUUUUAUUAUUAAACUAA